Molecule: messenger RNA, 1986 nt
Organism: Plasmodium vivax (malaria parasite P. vivax)
Lineage: Eukaryota; Apicomplexa; Aconoidasida; Haemosporida; Plasmodiidae
Exons: 1
Coding region: 651-1427 (258 amino acids)
Source: RefSeq, a predicted model, not a curated record
GUCAGUAGGAAUAUGAAACAUACUUCAACUUCUUGGACCAUUUUGUGGAAAAACGUUUAAUUUGUACCCCUUUGUGAUGUUAAUAUGAAUUGCGACUUUUGUUUCGAGGUGUAGAUUUUCAGGGCUAGCGGUGUGUAAAUUUGUUUGCCGGAAGAGUUCGUCGCACUGCAGUGUGAUGUGCUGACUGUGCUGUGCUGUGCUGGCUCUACUGUGCUGGCUCUACUGUGCUGCUUUUUUCGUGACACACCAGCCAUGUUGUACGCGCCUUGUUUUUUCUUUUUUUAAAAAAAAAGGUCUCCACAGCUUUCCGCGCGCUUUGUUUCUGUCCAACUGUUUUUUCCGAAGAGCUUCGCGCGUGGAUACACGUAUACACGUAUACACACAAGCGUACAAACGCACGUGCACGCCGACUCGUUCCGCACCAAAUUGUAUCUUGAGAAGGUCAUUCAGGACAACGUACGCUGUUUUGCAUUCCUUGGCCGUUCUCGCGAUUUUUUUUUUAGUGUAAGUGGCGCGGGGAGUUACUCCUUCGUAGGGCUUCCUGCACUUGUCUUAGCAUUCAUUUGGCGCUAUUCCGCUUCGCGACACUUUUUCGCCUCUCGCUGCUUCCCCGCGAAGAGCACAACCUAGCGAUCGACUCGGCAACCAAAAUGGACGGGGCGUACGGAAUGAGAACCGUCUUGAAUUCCUCCCGACUUGAGGAGGAGCCAAAAUACACCCUGAACCCAGCGGACCUCCCGCACAGCAGCAUGAACGCAAACAACAUGAUGAACGGAGCCGUGCUGACCAAUGGCUACCACACCAGUGACUACGUAAUUAACAGAGAGAGCUACCCACCUGACAUGAUGCCUCAAUUUAAAAUAGACCAGGGCGGAAGCGCAUACAACAAUACAAUGCCAAUGAACAGCAUCAUACAUACAGACCCAAAUGAGUCUAUAAACAUGCAAGGAAUGAAGACGUGUCUGGAAACGACCACCGGAUUUGAUAGUUACAGAAACUUAAUGAAUUAUAACAACACACAAAAUACAAUUCAAGCUAGCCAAGUACCAUUCCAUUUGGACGAUUAUAAUUCUGGGGCAGACCUGAUGUACAUGAGUCAUCCACACACAGGUGAUAACUUCUCCCCUGAUUACCUGAACAACUUGCGAUCGACAGAAACGGACCCCAUGACGUAUGGGAACAACUUUAACAUCCCCAAUGGGCAGUUCAACAGCAUGUUGGGGGAAAAUAACAAUUAUAAUAGCUUGCCUUACUCUAUGCCCAUUUUUGAAAAUAUGAAUAACCCUCAGAUGUACAUGCAGCAGAUGAAUUCCAAGCAGGCCCUCUCUGGACCCACGCAGAAGAUGGACCAUACUUGCAGCAUUAGGAAGAUGCCUGCCGUUAGCAAGAGGAAGAUUAAGCCGAAGAAGUUCUUCCCCUGUUGUUAGGGUGCGUCCCUUUAAGUGUCCACAUGGGGAGUAGCGGCCGAUGAAGUGCCGGUUCCGUUUGCCUUCCCACGUAACACCGCUGGGUUUGGUCACUGCCAUUUGGGUUUUUCCCUCCCCCGUUUUACUUAAUCCAAAUUUGCGUUUCAUUUUUGUACUAACGUGGUGAACUACGUCGAUACGCGGUGUGCACGACCCGUUUUGUGAAUCCCUUUCUUUCUUUGUUUAAGCGUCCACCCCUCCUGCAGAAGUAUGUCUAGGCUAUCUGCAAGCCGCACCUGUUAUGUGCUCGCCCACCCUGCUAGCUACGUAAAAAUAGCUACACCGAUUUGUGAAAAUUAUUUGGCUUUUUUUUUUGUCGUGCGGCAGACCACUGUGGAGAUGCAAAUGGCUGGGCAGUUCGCUCUUCAUCGAUUCUGCUAUUCACCGCGUUGUGUUUUCGCCUUUUUAAUUUUUUUUCUUUUUUUUGUCGCCUCUUCAUUGUCGCCUUUUUUUAUUCCACUCCGUCGCCGCGUCGUCCCAACAUGUCCGAUUGCCGUUUGUAAAAGUGGGUAGUUACGCC